Molecule: messenger RNA, 783 nt
Organism: Symbiodinium sp. CCMP2456
Lineage: Eukaryota; Dinophyceae; Suessiales; Symbiodiniaceae
Source: the annotation of a GenBank genome assembly
GACAUCGACGAAAACGAGCGAAAGGAAGACUACGAGCUGAGGAUGCUCCAUGACUUGCUGGACGAGCUGGACCAAGACAUCCGUCGAUGCUCCAAAGCCUUCUAUCGGCUGAAGCGCAGCUGGAUUUCGUCGUACGACACCCGUACGGGCGUCAUCGAGAACGAGGAGCUGACGCCGGCGCAGUUCUGCGACCACAUCGAGGACGACCCCAACUACGAGGUCCUCUUAAGGGAUGCGGUGAACCGGUUGCUGCGCCUCAACCGCACAUUUGAGGCCGCGAAGAUGCUGGCCAGGCCCAAAGCCAAGGGCACGAAGGUCGUGGAAAACAUCAAAGACACCCAGGUGCUCUACAUCCGGUCGUUGUACGAGGAGGAGCAGGAGCCGGAAGAUUCCUUCGCCCCUCUGGCGGUGGGCUCCAUGUGCCUUCCUGGCGGCGAGGAAGACGUGCUGCGAGUGCCGAGCACGGAGCAGGUGAACGGAGAGGAUCGGGUCACCCGGGACGCUCUUGACAUCCUCAAGGAGGAGCUGUUGGAAGGACCACCUGUGGCCGUCGGUGUCUGGUGGCUGUGGCGGUGCUUCAAUGCCCACAUAGACCAGCACUCGCGGGCGGCCGUGCUCGCCUUGACGUACCGACAGCGAAACGGGCGAAAUCGUUUGGUGCUUGUUGACAUGAUCGCGUUGGAGCAGGCGAAUCAGGAGGAGGAGCACCUCCACAAGGAUGUGCUGGGCCAAAUUCUGAACGCACCGCACAUUCUCAAAGUGGUCCACUUCCUGGAGCGCACC